Messenger RNA from Sitodiplosis mosellana (orange wheat blossom midge), 1772 nucleotides. RefSeq names its product epsilon-sarcoglycan (gene Scgalpha). Gene Ontology annotation, cellular component: membrane; sarcoglycan complex. The record is from RefSeq and is a predicted model, not a curated record. The transcript is spliced from 5 exons. The coding region runs from base 202 to 1458 and encodes 418 amino acids. Lineage: Eukaryota; Metazoa; Arthropoda; Insecta; Diptera; Cecidomyiidae. Gene Ontology annotation, molecular function: calcium ion binding.
ACAUACAACUAUUUUGGAGAACGAAUUGAUUGGUUCAGCGCAUGCGUGAAAUCACUGAAAAGUCAAAGAAAAAUAUAUUUGUGUAAAGGAAUGCAAUCGAUUAAAUUCGUCGUAACUUCCUAUCUUUGUUUUCUUUUCAUUUUUGUAGGCGAGCUUUGAAUAAUUAACGAACAAAAUUGCAUUUGCAUAAAAUCAAAAGCAAUGAAAAAUUAUCGUGUAUCGGUGGUAUUGAUUUUGGCCGUGUUUAAGCUUGCCAACGGUGAUUUAUCCGUGUCGCUGGGCCGUGCAAAUGUGAACGAAUGGUUUUCCAAAAAAAUCGAACCGCAAAUGUUCAAUUUAACACUUGAACAACCCGAUCAGUUUGAGUAUAGUUUUUCACUGAAAAACUACCCCGAUCUACCGACAUGGAUGCGCUUUAUGUACAGCACCGAAUAUAAUUCAGGAUUUCUCUACGGCACACCACCGGAACAACUCGGUGGACGUGAAAUCCAUCUGGAUGUGGUUGCAUUGAACAAAUUGAAUUACAACAUCGAACAUGCCGUACUGUCUCUAUACAUUGCGCGCAAAACAACCUAUGCGGUGAACACUGUUCAAAUGAAAAUUGACAAUCUGAAUUGGGUUCAUUUGACCGAUCCGGGAAGAGUGGAAAAUUUGAAAAAUAUCUUUACAUUCGAUUUGUGGCCGGAAAGUAAAAAUGAUUUGCACAUUUCGUUUAUGGAAUCGGCCGUUAAUAUGGGUGGUCGAGUGCCAGUUCAACCGCAACAGAAAGAAGGCAUAAUCGUUCAUUUGUCAUCGCACACGGCAUUUUCACAACGACUCAUCGAUUUGCAGGAAGAAGUGAAGCCAUUGUACAAAAUUUCCACUUGUACUUAUAAACGAACUUCGGUUCAAACGAUUUUUGAGAAUGCUGGAUUUAAGUUGGACUGGUGCGCAUUUCAUAUCGUCAAUGAUGACAGUAAAUCGGCAAAAAAAGCCCAUCACACUGAGCACAAGCCACGCGAACAGGAACCAUUGUGGGAUUCAAUGUCCAUGUAUGAGAUUCCGCAAAGAACAUACAUUGACGAAUUUGCAUUUGCCAUCGCAUUGCCCGGUGUUCUCUUGGCAAUUCUAGUCGCCAUUCUAUCGGUUGUACUAUGCUUCCAACAUGAAAAAUUAUUUGAUCCACCGUCAGAACUUUAUUUUCAUCAUGUUUUCGAUAUUGUUAUUGAUUAUUUGAGUGUUCAAAGGCCACACGGACCGGGGCAUACGGUGCAAGUAGUUCAAUAUGCUGAUAACCACCCUACGACAAGCUUGAAAAGUAUAAAAGACGUCAAUACAUUGGUGGAUAAUGUCAGUUUGACUUCAAACAGUCCAAACAACAGUUUAUAUCGAGCAAACAAUGCAGCUGCAAGUACCCUCCGACCAAAGCCACCACCGUACAAACCAAAAAACUUGCAAUACAAUGGCGCUCACAUUUGACAAUUGAAUGGCAACAACGACAUGCCGAAAGGGGCAAAGGUAUUGUUCUGUUGAGAAGGAGCAGCAGAUAAUAAUUCAAAUAUGCACAUGUAACGUCGAUUUAAUGGAACAAUAAUGCAUUUCAUAUCACCAUAUCGAAUCCAAAUAUCAUCGAUAAAAAUUAAUAAUCGUACAUUGUAACUCACAUCAAUAAUCGUCAUCGACAAACUAAUCAAAUUAGACAAACUAGCCCGUAGAAAUAAUUGAUACAAUCCGAAUAUCGUAGUGUUUGAAAUGUAAUCGUUUAAAUAAAUAUAGAAAUUUAACACUCGAAA